AUGCAAGCCACUAGAGCCAUCGGGAGGCUUACGCUGGUUCAUCAGUCUCGGAAUCUUGCUACGGUAGCUCUCGACCCUGAUUUCACCGUUGACCAUGUCGUCAUUGGCGCCGGUGUCGUCGGUCUAGCUGUCGCAGAACGACUCUCACGACGUCCUAAUACCUCAACGCUAGUCUUGGAAAGACACGCCCAAUUUGGCUACGAAACUUCAUCACGGAAUUCAGAAGUCAUUCACGCUGGAAUCUACUACCCUCCAACCUCACUGAAAACCAAACUGUGUAUUCGCGGACGUGAGUUGAUGUAUCAAACGUGUGCAGACGCUCGAAUACCGUUUAAAAAGAUGGGGAAAUGGAUGGUUGCUGUUGAGUCUGAAGAGUCAGAGUAUUUGCAUCAGAUGAAGGAUAAAGCUGACAAGUUGGGUGUGCCUACUACAUGGUUGACGAGGCAGCAGAUUGUAGAUGGGGAGCCAAAUUUGGUAGCUAAGGAGGUGUUGUUUAGUCCAGAGACUGGCGUGUUGGAUUCGCAUGCGUUUAUGGAGUACUUGGAGGCACGAUUGAAAAAUCAAGAAGGAGACAUAAUAUAUCGACAUCCGGUCGAAUCAAUAUCCUCUGCACGAGGUGGAGGAUAUCUGAUACGAGUAGGAGGCCCAACGCCAUCUCUCAUCAAAACGCGAAUCCUAGUAAACUCGGCAGGUCUCUAUUCCGAUCGCAUCGCUGCAUUUCUCCUUCCCGAGCAUUACGGACCAGGAACAGCAAAUCAAAUAAGAUAUACAAAGGGACACUAUUACGGCCUUCGAGGAUCAUCAACACUUGUACAUCGACUUAUAUAUCCAUGUCCGGAAAAGCAGGCCAGAGAGAAUGUGACGUACUUGGGAGUGCAUUGUACUUUGGAUUUGACUGGAAGGUUACGGUUUGGUCCUGAUGCUCUGUAUGUCGAUCGACCCGACGAUUAUAAAGUGAAUGAUGCAGAUGAGGUCUAUUUAACGGGAUUUCAUGCUGCCAUUAAGAGAUACCUACCAUCUGUGAGAAAGGAUGAUCUGUAUCCAGACUAUACUGGAAUUAGGCCAAAGCUAUCUGGAUAUGGUGAACCUUUCAGAGAUUUUGUCAUCAAAGAAGAAUCAGACAGAGGGUUUCCAGGAUUUUUGAACCUCGUCGGUAUCGAGUCGCCUGGUCUCACCAGCUCACUCGCGAUUGCAGAACACAUAGAAACGCAACUCUUGUAA
This is a messenger RNA of Synchytrium microbalum, 1221 nucleotides long. RefSeq lists its product as uncharacterized. The record is from RefSeq and is a predicted model, not a curated record. Lineage: Eukaryota; Fungi; Chytridiomycota; Chytridiomycetes; Synchytriales; Synchytriaceae. The transcript is spliced from 4 exons. Gene Ontology annotation, cellular component: mitochondrion. Bases 1 to 1221 code for a protein of 406 amino acids. Gene Ontology annotation, molecular function: (S)-2-hydroxy-acid oxidase activity; (S)-2-hydroxyglutarate dehydrogenase activity.